UUUCGCGAGUUAUUAGAGUGAUAAAAAAAAAGAGCAGAUAUAAUUAAUCAUAGCUCCAAGAAUUGUUCUUCCGAAUUAUCUGAACGCCGUGUAGCAUUUUUACGGCUUUACAAUUUAAUUUGCAUUUAAUUUUGUUUCAAAUUAAAAGAAGACGAGUUCAACUUGUUACCAUUCGAAUCCUUCUUAACUCUCACGUCUCAUACAACGCCCUUAAUAUACAAGAUCUUUGUACAAACCUUGAACGCUAUGAAAAUAUAAAAGUAUCCCAAAAGUAGUUGAAUACAAUUCGAAAUUCUAUAAGCAUACUAUUAUUUCGUAAAUAAUAUGCCACGUGACGAUCGUUGUAUUUCAUUGACCCGAAUUGGACUUUGAACGCGCCCCGGUGCGUUUCGCUAGUGUUUCGGAUAGAGUCUUUAGCAAUUGGAAGGAAACAUACAUACAUAUACUAUAUACAUAUGGGGACACAAAUACUUUACCAUGCCUUCUUCUCAUUUUUUCUUAUGCUUUCCUUGAAACGCAUGCAACUUCGAGUAAAGCAUUUGUGUCCCCUUUUGUACAUACUUUGAUAGAUAUGCAUUAAUGAAUUGGCAGUAAAUAGUUUAUAUAAAAUGUAUUUGGAUAGAAAUAUGUAUAUAUCUCGACGAUUUCCAACGCCGGAUGAGUAUUGAGCAUUGCGUUUAUAAAAUUUCUUCCAAAAGCCGUUAUCGAUCGUGUGUCCGAGUAAGUAAAAUACAAAUCUAUAUACGAAGUAUAUAUAUAUGUAUAUCCCACUAAAAAUAUUUGUAUACAACUUUUUUUUAUCAAUAAUACUUCAACUCGUAAAGGCGACACGGAGAAGAAAAUGAAGCUUACUUUAUUUAAGCGGAUUAUAUCCUUUGAAUAACGCAACCUUUUAAUGCUUAUGAUGAAAUAUUUAUUCCUGAAGCACGGCGAUAGAUCGGCCCGAAAGAUAGUAUCGUUCAAUCAAGCGGAACCGUAAAAAAUUUCUGCAUACAAAUCUCGCGUGCUUUCUGUAAUCGAUUCUUUAAAAAUCGAUCGUUGUGACUUUGUCAUGUUAAACAAUCUAUCAAAUAAUACCCAUAAAUAUUCGCCUUUAUAACCGAUUAACUUCUGAAAUAAUAUUUCCCAAUGAGAUCGAAAUAUAAUUAAACUAAAUGACCGCUUUAACAAAGAAUACUCACGCAAAACGAAAAUUUCUAUAUACAAGCUGCCUAGGAUGUUAAAGUACAUCCGCGAAUAGAGUAAAUGCAAACAUCUUACGAAUGUCGUCCAUAACAAUCCAGAUAGCAAAAUCUGCGGAGACAGAUUUUGAGCAGAACAUGCUCAAAAUGUCAAUUUUUUAUUGCAGAAAGGACUUUUGGGCGUUUUCUUUUUACAAGAAGCAAGUCCAUCUCGUGGUGGAACCGCAUAUGAAAAUGAUAGAUCUUGCUCAAUUUUUUCCGAAUUUACUAUCAGAUUAUAUUAGCAAUUUCUGCUCAAUUUCUGCUCUUAAUCUGUCAUCAGGUUAUGCAGCAGAUUCUAUUCAGUUCCUGCUACCAAUUUGCUGGCAUAAAAUGUUAGCAGACUUUGUUGAUAGAUCCUUAGCCAAAUGCGGACACAAGAUGUUUAGUUUUGUAGUGAGAAUCUGAGUUUGCUGCCAUUUGCCUGCAAACUGCCAAUAUUUUGCUAUCAGGGAAGUUACAGAAAUCUCACGAAACGAAAUAUCAUGCUUACAUCAAGCGCAUUUGUUGUAUUUAUUAGUUUUACGCGAAACGAUCUUGAUGGAUGCAAAAACUCGCCCGUUUCUAAACAAAUUGAUCAUGUGGAAAUGCGAAUAAGCUUUGCCAGUAGCCCCCAAAUAUGUAAGACGUACGUUAAAACUCGUCGCGAACCGAUUCUAAUAUAUACAAAAAUAGAAUAAAUAUUUCGACUUUCCGCCUAUAUCAUCUUGGACCGUAAAUUACUUGACCGAACGGUCUACGCGUUGCCCAUUCUUUCUUUCAAGCGUAAAUGCGACAUCAAUAAGACUUCUGACUAUAUAUAUAAAAUCGUCGACUAUAUUAGAUUGUGACGUCAUAAGCGAGUAAUGACGUAUUGAAAUUUCUU
Messenger RNA from Trachymyrmex cornetzi, 2085 nucleotides. RefSeq lists its product as uncharacterized. The record is from RefSeq and is a predicted model, not a curated record. Bases 1263 to 1628 code for a protein of 121 amino acids. NCBI's taxonomy places the organism in Eukaryota, Metazoa, Arthropoda, Insecta, Hymenoptera, Formicidae. The transcript has 2 exons.